UGUUAAAAAGUAGAAAGAAAAAGAAACGACACCGUUCAAGACUAUGACUACACCCCCUCCAUGCCAAUCUUCUCCAUUUAAGCACGAGACAGAGAAUAAUCAUUAUUAACAGCUCUACUUCCAACGCCACCGGUCUCGUGCAACAACUCUGAACCCUAAUUACAUGUUCCUGUCUCCACAUUACUGGUAAUUUCCUCCUUUCAAAGUGCUAUGUUUUUUUUUUUGAAUUUUAUCAACUGGUUUGUGUAUUUUCUUCUUCUUCUUUGUACUCUAGGAAAAUAAAUUGAAUCAAGUUAAAAGCAACACACUUCUUCUCCUUCCUCUUCUUCUUUACCCCCUUGUCUUGGCUUCAAAAUCAACUGGGCAGGAAUUUUUUGGAUGGGUUUUGAUCAUUAUCACUAGCUUCUUCCAUAGUUGUAGGGAUGAGUGCUUCUCUGCUUCCUAAACACGUGGCAGCUGUUUUGAAGCAGCAAAAGGAUCCUCUCAAAGCCCUUGAAAUGUUCAACAAAGUUAAAAGAGAAGAUGGGUUCAAGCACAGUUUGUUAACUUACAAAUGCAUUAUCCAAAAACUUGGGUUUCACGGGAAUUUCGUGGCCAUGGAGAACGUGCUUGCGGAGAUGAGGAUGGAUAUAGAUAAUAGUUUGCUCGAAGGAGUGUAUAUUGGAGCUAUGAAAAGUUAUGGAAGGAAAGGGAAGGUUCAAGAGGCUGUUGAUGUGUUUGAAAGAAUGGAUUUUUAUAACUGUGAGCCAUCUGUUUUAUCCUAUAAUGCAAUUAUGAAUAUAUUGGUGGAAUCUGGGUACUUCAAGCAGGCUCAUAAAGUGUUUUUGAGAAUGAAGAAUGUGGGGAUUGUUCCUGAUGUUUAUACAUUCACUAUUAGGAUCAAGUCGUUCUGUAGGACGAAAAGGCCUCACUCUGCUUUAAGGCUUCUUAAUAACAUGGUUUCUCAAGGGUGUCAGCUUAAUGCAGUUGCCUAUUGUACUGUUGUUGCUGGGUUUUAUGAAGAGAAUUACCGAGUCGAGGCAUAUGAAUUAUUUAAUGAUAUGCUCAGGAUAGGUAUUUUCCCUGAUGUUUCUACUUUCAACAAGCUUUUACACACUCUUUGUAAGAAGGGGGAGGUCCAAGAAAGUGAAAGACUUCUCAACAAGGUGCUGAAGAAGGGUAUGUGCUCAAAUUUGUUUACAUUUAAUAUUUUCAUCCAAGGGCUUUGCAGAAAGGGUAUGCUUAGUGGGGCUAUGAGUAUGUUGGACAGUGUUAUUAGAGAAGGCCUAACUCCCGAUGUGGUCACGUAUAACACGUUAAUUUGUGGAUUGUGUAAAAACUCUAAUGUAGUAGAAGCUGAGAAGUAUCUGCACAAACUGGUGAAUGGUGGUUUAGAGCCCGAUGGUUUCACUUACAACACUUUAAUUGAUGGAUAUUGCAAAAUGGGUAUGAUACAAAAUGCUGAGAAGAUUCUUCAAGGGGCAAUUUGCAAGGGAUUUGUGCCUGAUGAGUUCACAUAUUGCUCCCUAAUUAACGGGUUAUGCCAGAAUGAUGAAAUUGACCGUGCCCUGGCUCUUUUCAACGCGGCAUUGGGAAAAGGAUUGAAGCCUACUGUAAUCCUAUGCAACAUGCUAAUUAAAGGGUUGUGUCAGGAAGGACUUAUCUUGCAAGCCUUGCAGAUGAUGAAUGAGAUGUCAGAAAAUGGCUGCAGCUCUGAUAUAUGGACUUAUAAUUUAGUUAUAAAUGGAUUGUGCAAGAUGGGUUGUGUCUCCGAUGCCAAUAACCUAAUGAAUGAUGCUAUCGCCAAAGGAUAUGUUCCUGAUGUUUUUACAUUUAAUACGUUGAUUGAUGGCUACUGUAAACAGUUGAAAAUGGAAAUAACAAUUCAGAUUCUGAAUAAAAUGUGGAGCCAUGGUGUUACUCCUGAUGUGAUCACAUAUAACUCUGUGUUGAAUGGCCUCUCCAAGGCCGUAAAGAAUGAAGAUUUGAUGGAAACUUUCAAAACGAUGGUGGAGAAAGGGUGUGUCCCUAACAAAAUCACAUACAAUAUACUCACUGAGAGCCUCUGUAAAGCUGGGAAAGUAAAUGAGGCUUUGGACUUGGUUGAUGAAAUACUAAACAAAGGCAUUACACCAGAUACUGUUAGUUUUGCUACAAUCAUCAGUGGGUUUGCCAAUAAUGGGGACCUGAAAGGAGCUUACCAGCUCUUUAGAAGAAUGGGAGAACAAUAUAAGGUCUCACAUACAACAGCAACGUAUAACAUAAUGAUCAAUGCUUUUGCUGAGAAGCUAGAUCUUCAUAUGGCAGAAAAGCUUUUUCUUGAGAUGGGUGCUGGAGGCUGUGCCCCAGACACGUACACUUAUCGUGUCAUGAUCGAUGGCUUUUGCAUAACAGGAAACACUGAUUCUGGAUACAAGUUUCUACUGGAAAUGAUUGAGAAAGGGUUCAUUCCAUCACUGACAACGUUUGGGCGAGUAAUAAAUUGCCUUUGCGUGCAGCAGAGAGUUCACGAGGCAGUUGAUAUUAUCCAUUUUAUGGUGCACAAUGGUAUUGUCCCUGAGGUUGUGAAUAGCAUAUCAGAGGCUGAUAAGAAGGUGGUUGCAGCGCCUAAAAUAGUUGUGGAAGAUUUGUUGAAGAGAAGUUGUAUAACUUACUAUGCUUAUGAACUUCUGUAUGAUGGUAUUAGAGAUAAAAAGACCCAAAAGCAAAAACUUCCAAAUAGGCACUAACGUGGUGCAGGAAGGCAUUCAUGUAUGUUGACCGAAUUUCUUCACUGGAAGUGGAAAUGUGAAAGAAGUUAUUUCAACAACAACAAAGAAGAGGUUCUGCUGGCUCAACUUCUCUCUGCUUUAAAAAUGAAAAAAAUAUAUUUUGUAUCGUUACCUCCAUCCCAGCAAUGUAAUUUUAACAUUAUUAUGCAUUUCUGAGGCAGGCUGGGCUAAUUGAAAAACUCAAAACAAGUUUCUGGUUGCUUGUUUGUUGCUGGCUGGCAGCAUUAUAAUUUCUGAACUAUAGAAGGAUCUUCACCCUAAAACUAGACAGAGGCUGCCUUUCAGUCCUGAAAGCUGUAUGUACAAUAUUCAAUGAUAUGACACAGCCAAACAGAGCUGUGAAACCUAAUUUAUAGUAGAUUCAAGUUUUCUCAACUCCUGGCUACUAUGGUUUCUGUCAAAAGCAGGUGCAAGGUGAUGGUACCCGGGUGGUUGGAUUAAACGAGGCCUAUUUUGCUUUUCGUGUGGGAGGGCUGAUUGCCCUUUUGAACCAGCUGCCUCCUCCUAUAAACCAGUUUCGAGCAGCAGCAUCCAGCAUGAGAUAUUCUGAUAAUUUGAACUUUCUUAGCAGAGAAUUAUUUCUGUUUCAAUUCCUAUAUAGGUUGCAAUGUCAGGGAAUUAUUAUCAGAAUUCAGAAACAUAUUGCUAUCUUAUCUAGUAUUUUCCCCUUUUUUGUGGGGCUGAAACGUUUUAGAUGCA
This is a messenger RNA of Populus nigra (black poplar), 3449 nucleotides long. RefSeq names its product putative pentatricopeptide repeat-containing protein At1g74580. The record is from RefSeq and is a predicted model, not a curated record. NCBI's taxonomy places the organism in Eukaryota, Viridiplantae, Streptophyta, Magnoliopsida, Malpighiales, Salicaceae. Bases 423 to 2708 code for a protein of 761 amino acids. Gene Ontology annotation, molecular function: protein binding. The transcript is spliced from 3 exons.